UUCAUCUGCCCUCUGCAGAACUGGCCUGCAGUUCAGAAACCCACACAAUGGGACAAAGCAGAACCAAAAUGCUGAGGACCCUUCUUCUCACCAGCCUCCUGCACAUCAGCAUGGGCUAUGACAAGGUUUUUCUUGAGCAGAAGCAAGCGCUCUCCAUGCUGAAGCGCACACGUCGAGCCAACAAAGGAUUGCUGGAAGAAGUGCGCAAAGGCAACCUAGAACGGGAGUGUCUGGAGGAAAUCUGCAGCUACGAGGAAGCCCGUGAAGCCCUUGAAUCAGACGUCCAGACAGAUUUAUUCUGGAGUCAAUACACAGUUUGUAACCAUCAAAGGAAGCCCAUUUCCCUGCUGAAGGAGUGCUUAAAAGGCGACUGUGUCCAAGAUCAAGGGCAGAAUUAUAGGGGAACCAUUUCUGUCACCAAGUCAGGAAUUGAAUGUCAGUACUGGUCCAGCAAAUUUCCUCACAGGCCUGAGUUCAAUGUGACCACCUAUCCAAAUGCCAACCUUAUUGAAAACUACUGCAGGAACCCAAACAACCACUCACUCGGCCCCUGGUGUUACACCCGCAACCCAGUUGUGCGAAAGGAAGAGUGUGCUAUUCCUGUGUGUGGGAAGAACUGGACUACUGUUCCUGUCUCUCCAAGACUCCAUCUACAAGAUACAGCCCCGCCGCAGCAGCAGCAGCAGCAACCAUGCGUACCUGAUAAGGGAUUGUUGUAUACAGGGACGCUCUCAGUCACCCUCUCUGGAGCCCAGUGUUUGCCAUGGAACUCGGAAGCAGCAAGGCAGCUUAGCCAUAGAACACACUUUCUGCCAAGUGUAAAUCUGGUGCAGAAUUAUUGUCGCAACCCUGACGAUGAUGAUGAAGGUGUCUGGUGCUACAUAGACCACCCCAACAUGACACACGAUUAUUGUGACUUGAACUAUUGUGAAAGCUUUUUGAAUUAUGCAGAUGAUGUGGUUGAAGACCAAAUAGGAGGCCGGACUACAACUGUAGAACACAGAACCCAUUUUGAUCCUAAGACAUUUGGUGAAGGUGAAUCAGAAUGUGGUAUCCGUCCCUUAUUUGAGAAAAAGAAGAUCGCUGAUAACACUGAGCAUCAGCUGUUGGAGUCCUAUCUCUCAGGCCGAAUUGUGAAGGGAUCUGAUGCCGACUUAGGAAGUGCACCCUGGCAAGUCAUGCUGUUCAGGAAGAGCCCCCAGGAGCUGCUUUGUGGGGCGAGUCUCAUCAGCAAUCGCUGGGUCCUCACGGCUGCCCACUGUAUCUUCUAUCCACCCUGGGAUAAGAACUUCACUACAGAUGACCUCCUUGUACGGAUUGGCAAACACAACAGGAAGAUAUAUGAAAAGACCAUGGAGAAAAUUGUCCUGCUGGAUAAAAUCAUCAUCCAUCCAAAAUACAACUGGAAGGAAAAUCUGGACCGGGACAUUGCACUGUUGCGCUUGAAGAAACCUGUUGCUUUCAGUGAUUACAUAAAGCCAGUGUGUUUGCCCACCAAGGAGAUUGUUCAAAGCCUUUUGCUAUCUGGAUACAAAGGGCGUGUGACUGGGUGGGGAAACCUAUUUGAGACCUGGAGUUCUAGAAGCUCAGCUUUGCCCAAUGUGCUGCAACAGGUGAACCUGCCUAUUGUGGAUCGGGAAACUUGUAAAGCAUCCACCAGCAUCAAAGUCACAGACAACAUGUUCUGUGCAGGGUACAGUCCUGAAGAUACCAUGAGGGGAGACGCAUGUGAAGGUGACAGUGGAGGCCCUUUUGUCAUGAAGCACCCAACACUUGAGCGGUGGUUUCAGGUGGGCAUCGUCUCCUGGGGAGAAGGCUGCGAUCGGGAUGGCAAGUAUGGAUUCUACACGCAUGUGUUCCGCCUGAGGAAAUGGAUGCAGAAAUGUAUUGAGAAGCACGGGCUUUAAAAGGAGUAAGCCUCAGCCAUGAUGCCUUGGAUUGUAGACAUGUGUAUUAAACAUUGCCGUAACUAAAAGCUGAAGCAAGGAAAUGGUAUCUGGGCACAAAUGCCAAUAAAUGUUCUGGCCCACUAUUCAGUUUUCUCUGGUAUCAGUUGCAAGAAAUAAAGUUUGUUCAAAGUAGACACAGUGUGUCUACACUAGUACUGUCACAUCAGUACUGUUGCCAAAGUCAAUGUAGUUGAUGGAAUAAGCAUGUAAACAAAUGCAUAGGUCAGUCUUGUACAUAUUAAUCUGAGGAAAACCAACCUAGACCUGUAAAACAUUUGCAAGAGAUUUUCGCUUCAGUCUAGGAAGCUGCAAAUUGUGCAACUUAUUCCUAGCAUAAUGCAGAAGUAAGGCUGCCUCUGACCUAGUUUUUUACUAACUUCAAAAGAAAGUUUUACACUUUUUAAAGGAAAUGUGAAUACUACCUACAUUUGACCUGUUAAAGACGUUAAACAGAGAACAGCUGUAUAUGAUUUGAAAUGAAGUUUAAAGUAUGUUUUCUUCUGUAGAUUAAGAACAUGCAAAAAAUUUCAAUAUAAAAAUAUUUAAAUUUC
Molecule: messenger RNA, 2500 nt
Organism: Pogona vitticeps (central bearded dragon)
Lineage: Eukaryota; Metazoa; Chordata; Lepidosauria; Squamata; Agamidae
Gene: F2
Product: coagulation factor II, thrombin
Biological process (GO): positive regulation of blood coagulation; blood coagulation; platelet activation
Cellular component (GO): extracellular region
Molecular function (GO): calcium ion binding; serine-type endopeptidase activity
Source: RefSeq, a predicted model, not a curated record